GUUUAAUAAUAUUACAUCACAAAAAUGAAAUCUAUUACAAAAAUCUCCUUUGACGAGAACAUCUCUGACGAAUUUCUUAGCGAAGAUGUUUACUCAUGCAAGAUCCCCAGCUCUGCUAAAAUCUUGGAGAAUAUGAGCUACAAAUCAAUGAGCACUAGGAAGCAGGCAGAAGAGAAGUUUAAAUUUAACCCAGUAGAGACUUACUCAUAUUUGCAUCUUCACAAGAAUCUUCCUCAAAAGCUUAAGGAUAAAAAGCCUAGACUUAACUCUUAUUGUGAAGAAAUUAAGAGUGAAGCUAUGAGUAGACCACAAGAUCUCUGCAAAAGUACUGAGAAACAAAAACAGAGACACUCUCUGAAGCAAGAGAUAAGUAACCUCUUAAAGAUUGCUGCUGAAAUCAGAAGCAACGAGAAGUCUAAGGGCAAAUUUACUGAACAGGAGUAUGAUGAACCGCUCAGGAAAAGAAGAGAGGCCCCUAGUCAGGACAAUAUCACAAUGAGGGAUAUUCCCCCAUCUGUUAAAUAAUCUGCUGCUAACAUAAUUCUUG
Messenger RNA from Moneuplotes crassus, 547 nucleotides. NCBI's taxonomy places the organism in Eukaryota, Ciliophora, Spirotrichea, Euplotida, Euplotidae. The record is from the annotation of a GenBank genome assembly.